UUUUUUUUUCCAUGUUAUAUCGUAUGACGAACUUGUUUCGUCGUUUCAUCAAAAGUAAAUAUUUCAGAAAAAAAUGAGAAAACCUGCGACUUUCAACCGCCGUAUCGGAACGAAACACAUUCAGUGAUAAAAGAGCUUUUGCAAUGAACAGAAACCGGAGUUAGAAUUCGUACAUCGAAGCUACAACACACAGACUGGUGCUCUCGUGCGCAAAGACCGAAAAUAUUAAGUAAACGGUUGAGAGACAUAAAUUCGGCGGUUAUUUUUUGGUCGAAAUCAAAACAAGUUCAAAAAAAAAGAGAUUUAUUCAUUUUGAAAGUUGAUGGGGUUUUCCGUGAAAGUAAUUGUUUGGAAGAUUAUAAAAAAAUAUUCAAGUUCAAGGAAGAAAUAAUCUUUAUUGAUGAAGUGAAUUGAAAAACGAAAAAAAAACAGAAACCAAAAGUUGAAUUAGUUAAAAAAAAAUCAAAAGUGAACAAAUAUCAAAAUGAAAAUGAGGAUUUUAUUGAAUAAACUGUUUUGUGUCCAGCAAAUAGAGACAAAAACCAAAAAUGGUCACAUCGAAUCGAACAUUCCGAAGAAAAAAAGUGCUGAUCCCGAAUUGUGGCGAGAUAUUCUAGCCUAUUGGAUACUGGGUCUUGGAACUGAAUUCGGAUAUGUUGUGAUGAUUUGCGCGGCAAAUGACAUACUACAUGGCUUCGGACAUUCAAGUCCAACGGAAUCGUAUCCAACAGCUGACGAUGCGGACAGCAUUCGGCAAAAUGUGUGUGAUACACCGUCAACGGGGGUUUUAUUGAUAGCUGACAUUGUUCCGUCCAUGCUUAUGAAUAUUUCAUGUCCGUUCCUACCGUUAGCUAAAAAUAUCCGAAUGAUGUUGGUGAUUGCGCUGAAUGUGUCAAGUUUUCUGUUAAUUGCCAACACUGAUGCAGAGUAUUUAGCGAUAAUGGGUGUUGUGUGUACAUCACUGGCGCUCGGGAUCGGCGAGGUAACGCUACUGUCUUAUUCAGCACAAUUUAACAAAAAAGUGAUAACCGCAUGGUCAUCGGGAACAGGUUCGGCGGGUAUAAUUGGUUCAUUGAGCUGGGCAGGUCUCAUUGCUCUUGGAAUGUCGCCACGUGAUGUGAUGCGUCUUAUGCUAAUUGUGCCGGCUAUUCAAGCGGUUACAUUUUGGUUUUUGUUACGUUCACCACAGAAGCAGGUGGUUAAGAGUGGUGUGAGAAAUGUCGCCAUUGCUACCAUCGCCACCAUCGAAUCAAAUAACUGUAGAGCGGACAGCGUGUUGCCAUCGCUUGAUGUCAAGCCGAGUGGUUUGAAGGCAAAACUUAAGUUUGUCCCGAAAUUGGCUGGCUUCAUCGCUCCGCUGGUCAUUGUUUUUAUAUUCGAAUACAUUUGCGUCUCUGGAUUGUUUGAAAUGAUCUAUGUGCGAGACCUUCCAUUCGGAUUGAAAUUCGACGCAGAGUCACAAUAUCGCUGGUUCCUUGUAACAUAUCAAAUUGGUGUUUUUUCUAGCAGAUCUCUCGGCGCCUUUUUAAAGCCACGCCGAACAUGGUGGGCCACCAUAGCACAGUUUCUCAACUUUGGUUUCUUCAUGUAUGUGACAGCCACGGUGCAAGCAUCAAAUCCAUGGAUCAUAUUCGUCUUUGUGUUUUGGCUUGGUGUCGUCGGUGGCCUUUGCUUCGUGCACACUUUCCAUCGAUUAAUAAAAGAAUUACCAGCGAAUCAGCACAAAUUUUCGCUGGGAAUGAUCACAAUAGCCGAAUCGAUCGGCAUUGCCAUCGGAGGCUCUUCAGCGAUAUUAAUUCAUAAUAUCUUAUGUGGAAAACUGCUAGUGACUAAUUAACGUUCGGGUUUUAAGUUAUUCGAUAGACUUUAGUGUAGUUAUUUGUAAACAGAAUUUUAUGGCUCGAUUUGUAAAAAGAAUUUGUAUCAGCCGAAUGUUUGAAUGAAUCAAGUUGAACGGUGAAUGGAAAAAUAUUUUUAUGAUAGCUUUAUCGUGAUAGUUGAAAUUCCGAAAUAAAAAAAUGUGCAACGACGCAUAAAAUUGCACUUGAAAUUUGUUAAUCAAAAAAUGGCUUAAGUUCAAUUACUUACUCACUCCAGUCGAUUGACUCGACCAGUCGAACGAACACAUUAUAACUUUUUAUCAGCUGACUCGUCUCCAAUGGACUUUUGAACAAAACGUAAAUAACACGAACAUUAAUAACACUACAGAUGUGGGCCACCUUUGUUUUUGUUGACUAAUAUAGAACAUUUUUUCUAUUGUCAAUGAAACCACUGAUUUAUGAAAUGAAAUUGGAACAGCUUGAAUUCUAUUUUUUGUGGAAGUGCAAGGUGCAUACACUUAUACUGUCUCCACUUUGAACAUUUCUUCGCAAAAUUAAUGGCAGCCACAAAUCAUCGUGACAUCGAUCCCAUUGAGAAAGAAGGUUAACAAUUUUGAAACGAAAUUUUUUUUCGACUCUGCUAAAUCUUAUCUGACAAGUGAGC
Sitodiplosis mosellana (orange wheat blossom midge) is the source of this 2484-nucleotide messenger RNA. RefSeq names its product battenin-like. Gene Ontology annotation, cellular component: membrane; lysosome. The record is from RefSeq and is a predicted model, not a curated record. The transcript is spliced from 5 exons. Gene Ontology annotation, biological process: regulation of intracellular pH; lysosome organization. The coding region runs from base 485 to 1837 and encodes 450 amino acids. NCBI's taxonomy places the organism in Eukaryota, Metazoa, Arthropoda, Insecta, Diptera, Cecidomyiidae.